AUGAAAUUACACUCAGUUUCAUCUUCUUCACCUUCACCUUCAUCUUCCCACAAUUCAUCUCUCAAAUCAUCAUCAUCACCUCUUGCAAGAUUACGUCGUACACUAUCUCCAAGCAGCUGGAAAUCCCUCGAUAUUUAUAACAUUUCUGUUCCAGCUACCACAAAAACUAACAACUACUACUCCACCGGCGACCACCUCCAAAUGGUCUUUGACUGCUUUGACGAGGAUGGAGACGGAAAGAUAUCUGCUGCUGAGUUGCGAAGCUGUAUUACCAGUGUUGGAGGCCAGCUUUCCAUCGAGGAAGCUGAGGCAGCCGUCAGCUCCUCUGACGUGGAUGGAGAUGGGCUGUUGGGAUUCCAGGAUUUCCAAAGCUUAAUGGCUGGCAGUAGUGCUUCGGAGGAGGAAAAGGCGGAGGAGCUCAAACAGGCUUUUGGAAGGUACGAGACAGAGCCUGGCUCUGGCUGCAUAACUCCUAAUAGCUUGAAGAGGAUGUUAAGUCGAUUGGGUGAGUCCAGGUCCAUUAACGACUGUAAGGCUAUGAUCCGUACCUUUGAUCUCAAUGGAGAUGGUGUCCUUAGCUUCCACGAGUUUGCUGUCAUGAUGCACUAG
Messenger RNA from Dovyalis caffra, 609 nucleotides. NCBI's taxonomy places the organism in Eukaryota, Viridiplantae, Streptophyta, Magnoliopsida, Malpighiales, Salicaceae. The record is from the annotation of a GenBank genome assembly.